Messenger RNA from Oryza sativa Japonica Group (Japanese rice), 1534 nucleotides. RefSeq lists its product as uncharacterized. The record is from RefSeq and is a predicted model, not a curated record. Lineage: Eukaryota; Viridiplantae; Streptophyta; Magnoliopsida; Poales; Poaceae. Gene Ontology annotation, biological process: RNA processing.
GGCCCACAACGACCCAGACACUCUCGCCGUCGCCGCCUCCUCGCCUCCGCUUACUCCCUCCCGCGCCGCCGCCCGCCGCCCUCCGCCCCCCGCCCCCCGCCCCGUUGCCUUCCUCGCGGUUGUGGCUUGGCGGCUACAUGGGGAAGAAGCGCGGCGGCCAUGGCCAUGCCCCGGCGGCGCCGCCCAGGGCCGGGAACCAGGCGGUGUCGCUCCGCGAGGAGAGCUCCGGGAAGACGCGCGCUGACGCGGCCUCCCUGCUGAGGGUCCAGCACCUGCAGCGGCUGGCGGCGUGGGCAGGCGGGGAGGCCGGGGCGGGCCCCCUCGGCGCCCUGCUGGGGCGACGCCUCGCCGCCAACGCCGAGGCGGCCGGGAUACCUCUGGCCGCCUCCACCUUCCUAUGCCAGAGGUGUGAAACAGUCUUACAGCCAGGCUUCAACUGCACAAUCCGCAUAAAGAACAACAAAAGAAAAGCAAAGCGACGCAAGAAGUUAAACACUUGCCAGAACAGCAUUUCUUACCUGUGCCAUUUCUGUGGAGACCAAAACCUAAUAAGGGGCAGCGGAAAGAAUAUUAUGAAGGGCUUGUUAUCAUCAAGAAAGCCAGUUGGCAUGGAUGUAACCAGCAUAAAGUUGAAAGGGGACAGUAAUAACAAGAGAUUAGUAACUAUAAAAGAGGGCUUUGAAUAUUCUCAGGCAGCGGUCUCACAACUAGAGUCAACAUCUGGGUUGAAACAACAAAAUCUUGAAAAGAAUGAGUAUGAGGAAAGUCCAGUACCCAAUCUUCUUGACGAAUCUAUGGAAAAGGAGGUAGCGUGUUCAUCGGUGGAACUGAAUCAGUCAGCAUCAGCUACUGAUCAGGAGAAUGUCUCACAGAAAAUAGUGGUAACAAUCACAAGUGAAAAAGGUAUGCAUGAAACUGAGCCUGUUUCUGCUAACAAAAUUGCAAUAUGCCAACCCGAUUUUCCUUCAAAAGCAGAAUUUCCAGUCGGAUCAAGUUUUGUUACUCCUCGAAAGAACAAACUGGUGGAUGUGACGGACCAUAAGGAUUCUGCAGAACUGGUCAAGACAAGAAGCAUUCAGAACAAGAAAGGGGAGAUGCCAAGUUCAGUUACUGGCAAGGCCCCUACAAUGCCUACCAAGUCAGCUCCAAAGGACCGUGUGAAAAAUAAAUCUGUAGCAAGUGGUUCUGCUCAGAUGUCUGGUAGUUCAAGGAAGCGGGCAAGAAAGGGGUGGACUACGCUGAAACAGAUUGCUGAAAAGGAAGAGCUUGAGAGAAAAGAGAAGAUGGGUAACUUUGUAAUACCAUUCUUUAUGCAAUAAGAGAUGUUACAACUCACGCUGAUUGUGUAUCGAGCCAGCAGCCGUGCGGGGUGGCGUGGUGCGGCGUAGGGGAAACAAAAGUGUGGAGGUUGCUACAAAUCGGACGUCCGAUCUUUUGCAAUAGAUCGGACGGUGUUGCACUAUAUUAUCACAAAGUGUUUCACAUGUUGCACCACUCACGAAAAAAAUGUUUCAACGAAAAUGUUUCAUCGAUC